Molecule: messenger RNA, 420 nt
Organism: Aplosporella prunicola CBS 121167
Lineage: Eukaryota; Fungi; Ascomycota; Dothideomycetes; Botryosphaeriales; Aplosporellaceae
Exons: 3
Coding region: 1-420 (139 amino acids)
Source: RefSeq, a predicted model, not a curated record
AUGUCGUCGCGCAAUCCUAGCCACCCUCCUCAUCGCACCACUACCGCCUCGGGUGUGCGCCGAAACCUCUUCAACAGCAACUUGUCGCGCCGCCCCACGGCCGCUUCUUCUGCUUCUGGCACCUCCGCCACGACAAUUCAAGUCGCUGAAGAACCAGCGGCCGAUAGAGACAUCGUCGCCCGGGAUGAAGAGGGCAAUUACAAGCUCGAAACGCCCGAGCUAAGUAUGCAUAUACGGGACGAGGAACAAGAAGAGCGAGAAGCUGCGAACCAACUAAUUGAGAGUUAUCGGAAGCAUCAACACAUCGAGACCAGUGAGCCAGAAUUCAAAGCCACACUCCAGGCCAGCCUUCAGGCGAAGGUAGAGUCACUCGACGAAGACAAGUGGAUGUUCGAAGGAGAAGACCCAACUCCGUCGUAA